ACGUCUGGCAACGUCGGUAUGCGCCCACGCAAAGCUCAAACAGAGCAACAAAGCCAGCGACGGUAUUUCUUCAGCUCAGUUGACUUGCAAGCUCGGCAGAGAAAACAUCUCAACAAAAUACCAUAAAACAAUUUUCAAUUCGUUGAAGUGACUGUGAUCUGUUUACUUACUUUUAUCCAGAUAAAAUCUCAAUCACAAUGUCUGAAACUAAGAACCUUGAGGCCGGUCAGCAGCUCGUUAAGCGUACCAUGGACGAGCUCAUCCAACAGAAGCAGACGACUGAGAAGGUCACGAUCCAAGCUAGACAGGAAUUCCGCGAGUCCUUCGAGGAACAUUACGAAGAGGAGUUCGAAGAGGAAACGUUUAUUGAUGAAUUAGGCAACUCCACAACCAAGAGAGUCGAAUCCAGCAGCGAGAGUAAAGAACAUUCUAGAAGCGCUGACGUCAAAGUGAAAGCGACGGGAUUAAACGCGGAACAAGUUAAGGCUUUAACCGACUGCGCAAAUGAGGCGGGACAGCUGGCGCUCGACUCCAAGCCUGCAAACUAAACAACGUUUGCUAGGAAAGUUCAUGGAGUGAUUCAAAGAGUGUUUAAGACUGUGUCCAGUGUUCCUUAUUCUGUAUAAGUUUAAUUAUAUGAAAGUGCAAUAAAAGUUUUUACACAAAAAAAAAAUAUAUAUAUUAUAUUAUUACUUAAAUGAGUGUAGUGCCAGAAUACGUGUGCUAGUAUAUGAUUAGGUAAAACACAACAGUCAGCUUACAAUGGAGGAAGAGGAAGAUGAGAGAAAAAACCGUCGACCAAAUCUGGCAGCUUUUAGCUCAUUGAAUGCCCGCGUGGUGCACUCCUCUUUGGAAGAGGGCUAUGUACGACAACAGGCCUCUUCAGAGUCGGCAGACGCGAACACUUGCUCGAGUAUUUCAACGGCACAAUACAGCGACCGAAGUUUUAUAUCUAAAACUAGCACGUUUUCGCGUAGCGGCACUUCGAGCUCGAGCCAAGAGGAGUGCGAAGUGGCGCAGGCGACGGUAACGACCGGUCAAUUUCUGGCAGCUGCAAGAGUCGAAACCGCUCGAUCAAUGGAGAGUCUCCGUCCAAGUAAAGACACCUCCCCGGCGCGUCCGGCCAGCUCGUGCACCUCUGUUCGUAGUCACCGAAGCUCCUUCCUAACUGCGAGUGAACGGGAUGUACGCGAAAGCCGCGGCCUACCCGCCCGGCGCGCUCUUUCUGGUGAAGACAUGGGCACUUCAGCCGAGAAACGACGCGGUUUGUUCGCUAGCACCGAUCGUCGUGCUCUUCAACAGCUCAGUCUGCCCCCUCCUGAGCGCAGGCUGACGAUCCUCAGCCCGCACAGUCCUAUGGCUGUGAUGACGGAACUCCAAUGGCCGGUCCCAUCCGGCAUUCGUGGCAGACGCAAGAAAGGAAUGGUGCUGCCGAAACUGAUUCUUCCACGCACCGAUUCUGAAGCAUCCGAGGUUUUUAUCGAAAGUUUCGAUGUGGAGAAUGGGGGUGGAGCGGGAGUUGCCGGAGGCGCAAGAUCUCCCCUCGAGGGCGGAUCUCCGUCAGCCGCUCUCGUCCUGCAGGCCAUGCCGCAGCGCCGCGAGUCUUUCCUAUACCGCUCAGACUCCGAUUUCGAAAUGUCACCGAAAUCCAUGUCCAGGAACAGUUCGAUCGCCAGCGAAAGAUUCAAGGAGGCUGAGGCAGCACAACUGGACAGAGCUCACGGAGAAGACCUGAUUGUGACACCCUUCGCGCAAGUCCUGGCGAGCCUGCGUAGCGUCCGCAACAACUUUUUGUGUCUCACCAACGUGCCAGCUUCCAAGUCACGACGGUCUUCCGGCGCAGCUGCUGUCACACCGCAACCAAAAAAUUUUAAUGCGGGAGACGAAUCCUACAUGAAGCUGGCUUUGGAAACCGUUGAGGAACUCGACUGGUGCCUGGACCAAUUGGAGACGAUACAGACACAUCGAUCGGUCUCCGACAUGGCUUCGCUUAAGUUCAAGAGGAUGCUGAACAAGGAGCUGAGCCACUUCUCAGAGUCCAGCAAGUCCGGCAAUCAGAUCUCCGAGUAUAUCUGCUCCACAUUUUUGGACAAACAACAGGAGCUUGACUUACCAUCCUUACAAGUCGAAGAAACUUCGGAACGCGGCGCCAAGAAAAAGGAAAAACCACGUCAUGGCGGACCAGCGACUACGAUGUCACAAAUAUCGGGUGUUAAGAGGACUUUGACACACACAAAUAGCUUCACCGGCGAACGCGUGCCGAGGUAUGGAGUUGAAACACCGCAUGAGGAAGAGCUCGGCCUUCUUCUCAGCGAUCUAGACCGGUGGGGAGUGAAUAUAUUCCGCAUCGGUGAUCUGUCAUGCGGUAGACCACUCACUGCUGUCGCGUACACAGCGUUCACAUCACGGGAGCUGUUGACUACUCUUCAGAUACCGGCGCGUACUUUCUUGGCGUUCGCAGUUACCUUAGAGGAGCACUAUAUUCGAGACAAUCCUUUCCACAACUCUCUCCACGCUGCCGAUGUCACACAGUCUACAAACGUACUGUUGAAUACACCUGCGCUUAAUGCUGUCUUCACACCACUAGAAGUUUGCGCUGCUCUUUUCGCUGCCUGCGUCCACGACGUCGAUCACCCGGGCCUCACCAAUCAAUUCCUCGUCAACUCCAGUUCCGAACUCGCACUAAUGUACAACGACGAGUCAGUCCUCGAGAACCACCACCUUGCAGUCGCAUUCAAGCUGCUGCAGAAUGAUGGAUGUGAUAUUUUCGUGAAUCUUCACAAGAAACAAAGACAGACCCUCAGGAAAAUGGUUAUCGACAUGGUCCUCUCGACAGAUAUGUCGAAACACAUGAGUCUGCUGGCGGAUCUGAAGACGAUGGUCGAAACGAAGAAAGUCGCGGGUAGCGGUGUCUUAUUGCUAGACAACUACACUGAUAGAAUUCAAGUAUUAGAGAAUCUCGUACACUGUGCCGAUCUGAGCAAUCCUACUAAGCCGUUGCCACUGUAUAAACGAUGGGUGGCAUUACUGAUGGAAGAGUUCUUCCAGCAAGGCGAUCGUGAACGUGAACAUGGCAUGGAUAUCAGUCCAAUGUGUGACAGACAUAAUGCUACUAUAGAAAAAUCUCAAGUCGGUUUCAUUGACUAUAUCGUGCAUCCUCUGUGGGAAACUUGGGCAGAUUUGGUACAUCCUGACGCUCAAGAUAUUUUGGACACCUUAGAAGAAAACCGAGACUAUUACCAAAGUAUGAUUCCACCGUCACCGCCACCAGCACCGAUACAAUCCUCACACGCCUCUGAUGAUGAUCGCCCUGAACAAAUACGAUUUCAAGUCACCCUAGAGGAGGGAGAAGGAUCAGAAGAUUGCGAGGGCGAAGGUGAUGGUGGAAUGUGACGGAAACUACUCGGAAUCUGCAAGAAACUCACUGAAAAGAUGCAAGUGUGGUGGAAGCUCUGGCAGUAGAGCGGACACGGGUCGACCGUGGAGCGACGAAGCCUGGAUACGCCAACAUUGGCGGUGGAAGAAGGCUUUAGGGUUUAAAACAUACUAAAAUUAUUACAGAUUCCAUGAGUUUUAAUUGUAAAAAUGAAUACGUUUUGAGGCUAAUAUUAAUAGGUGUCCCUUGAGUCUGUUGUAUAAAGUGUACAGCGCCACCGACGGGCGGGUGCGUGCCGCAUAAUGACGCCGCACGCGCGCCCCCCCUCCCUUGUUGGAUAGUAAUAUUUGUUGACGCUUAAAAUCGAAAUGAAACGACAUGCGAUUGUAUCGUCACAUUUCGAUAUGAUUAUGUUUAUGUGAUCAUUACGCGAUGUUGUUUAGAUUUACCUAACGUUUGUAAUAAUUGUCCCUCCAAUGUUUGUGUGACGUUCGAUUGUCUAGUGUUUGUAUUGUCGUUUCGUUUUGUCCAACCAAAGAUGUGAAACAAUUUCGUUCGCAGUAAUAUCGUACGAUGAUCCUUGUGAGUGGUUAGUGUUCGGUUCGUAAUAUUAAAAUUGUCGUAAUUAGUCUAUAGUUGUCGACGUCGUAUAUUAUCGGCUCGACUGUUAAGGACAUUGAAAACGCUUAUUAAUUGGUAUGAAAGGGUAAUUUAUAUUUGUCAUAUCAUCCACGUUUCUCAUAUAUAAUACGGGUUUGCGAUAAUGAUGUUAUUCACCAAAAUAUAUUAACAUGAUAGGUAUCUUAAAUAUUAAAACUUAUUUAAGGUAAAUUUUAAAAAUUGCCUUUCGAAGUUAUCAUUGUGUCUUUCUUCUAAAAAAUAAUAUUGCAAAAUUCGGUCAAUCAAUUAAUGUUGUACCUUUAUUUGUGGAACUCCCCAACUAUAAUCGUAUUUAUGUAUUUUCAAUUACAGUUUUGUAAUACUUUCAAUUAGAAUAUCAACACCAGGAGAUGUAACGGAGCCUCCUUAAGUGUCUCUGAUGUCUUGUUAUUUAUUAACUACAACUGUUCAAACAUGCAAACCAUUGUUGCAUCUUCUAUGCUUUAAAUUAUCUAUCAAUUCAAUGUGUUGGAUAAACACGUUAUAUUUGUGAGUGUAGAAAAAUUGUAAAUAUUCAAUAUUCAAAAAUAAUAAUUCAACUAAAUACGUCAUUUAAUACGGAAGUUCCACAUUUAGUUGGGAUUUAAAAAGACACUGUAACUUCAUCCAAUUUAGGUAGCUUUACUUAAUUUGAGAACCUAAUUUCACCUCAUCUCUUAUAGCGGGUCGCUGGCGAUCCCGUUCAUUUUUCUCUUUAGAUGAUCAAUUAUUUUGUAGGUUUAUCGACGAAAUCACUGUAAUUUAAAUUUAUCAAAAAAAAAAAGAACUUAGUCGUAAAGUGUUCGUGUACUCAACUAACUGGCUUGAUAUGUUUGAAAUAAGUAUUACAUACUAACAAUAGAGUGGUUUGCGACAUUUUCUCUUGAACGACACAAUAGGAAAUAAUUAGUUUAAAAUGUUACGGCACGUAGGCCGGGUAUUGCAAUAGUUUAAACGUGAAUACGUAGUUCCCUCUUGUGUAUUAUCAAUGAAAAUUGUUAAAUAAAAUAAAAUAGCAGUAAAUAAUACUAAUUAAAUAUGUGCAUAAUAUUAUGUAUGUAUAACAAACGAACAUAACAGUUAUGUGGAAAUUUUAUGUAAAACGUAAUACUUAAUUGAACAGUCUAGGUAUUGUUUGCAUUUCACAUUUUCAAAUUAAAACAAAAACAGUUUUUCAUGUCCUAGUUUGUAACUCAAUAUUUUUAUGAGCUGGUCUCUUUGUUAUUUGUCACGUAAAGGUUUUUUUUUUAAAUAUACUUUACAAACGAUUUAAGUUCCUUUGAGUUUUUUUUUGUGGUUCCUUUUAUUUUAAUUUCCUUACCCAAUACAACUAGUAAUCCAAUACAUAUAUAAAAAUGAAUUCAAAUUAAAUGUGUUAUAUGUACCAUAAUUUCUAUAGAAUAGUUUAUCUAUAAAACCUAAUUUUGUUUCUCGAAACAAAACUUUUUGCCUGCCCAUUUAAAGUUAAAAUAUGAUCAAUACGCUUGUGUGUUAUAUAUUAGAGAUUAUUACGCUUAGAGAUCCUUGUUUUCUAAUAAAGUACGAUGUAAAAAAUUGUGUUAAUAUGAUAUUCUUACUGCAGUAGAUCUGUGUAUUAUACGUAUAUAGUGGAGUGUUCUUUCGCAUGCUAUGAACAAAUACAUGUAUCCAAUUUAUUAUAAUAAGCAGUCAUUGAACUCAGUAAAUUGUUUAUGUACUAGGAUUAUUGUAUUACCUAAUUGUUGUUCUACGAGCCAAACGAAUAAAUGUUCACGUUUUUAAAAAACUAUCUACUGUUUAGAUCGUAAAUGAAAAUUAAUCGGUGUGCAUCGUUGACCAAAUGUAGCAUGCCCAAAAUCUUUGCAUAUUCGAACUGACUAGAAAUAUGUAUGUUGACGAUUUCAUAAAAAAACGUCGAAAUUAUAUACAGGUUUCUAGUACAUAAUAUCAAUAAAUUUAACGUUUUAUUCGGAUGUGUCUGCCGUUGUAUUGUCAUGUCUGCAUUUUGCGUCAAUGCGUGCUGUAGGAUUAGUCAUUUCAAUUUUGAUUUUGCCAAAGUUUCUCAACCUUGUGUAUAACGUUUUGUCUAUAUGAACUAUAGCUAAUAUAAAUUGAUUAAUACAUAGUUAAAUAUUAAAUAUUGAGUGCGUAUAUGCAAUGCUGGUCAUUUGCAUAACUUAAUAUUUAUAUUUAAAUAAUAGCUUGUAAUAGUUUAAAAUGAACAUUUGAGUUGUAUUAAAAAUAUUAAUGUAUUUAGAAUAAAAGAAAUGGGAGAAAA
Bombyx mori (domestic silkworm) is the source of this 6272-nucleotide messenger RNA. It is a transcript of the gene dnc, whose product is annotated as cAMP-specific 3',5'-cyclic phosphodiesterase. Gene Ontology annotation, biological process: signal transduction. Lineage: Eukaryota; Metazoa; Arthropoda; Insecta; Lepidoptera; Bombycidae. The transcript has 12 exons. The coding region runs from base 763 to 3393 and encodes 876 amino acids. The record is from RefSeq and is a predicted model, not a curated record. Gene Ontology annotation, molecular function: 3',5'-cyclic-AMP phosphodiesterase activity. Gene Ontology annotation, cellular component: perinuclear region of cytoplasm; nucleus; cytosol.